Echinops telfairi (small Madagascar hedgehog) is the source of this 900-nucleotide messenger RNA. RefSeq names its product chromosome unknown C22orf31 homolog (gene CUNH22orf31). The record is from RefSeq and is a predicted model, not a curated record. Lineage: Eukaryota; Metazoa; Chordata; Mammalia; Afrosoricida; Tenrecidae.
AUGUCUGGUGAGAAAGUGCACUCCGGGUCUGCUCUGCAUCCAGUCUCCGUGAGACGAGACCUCAUCAACCCCACCUACAGACUCCGAGAGUCCAUCCUGUUGAAUACCAGGCUGCAGGACUGCUAUGUGGACUCACCGGCUCUCACCAACAUAUGGACGGCCAGGAAGGGUGCCAGGCAGACUGCCCAUGCCCCAACUCCAGUCACCAGCUCUUCUUGGGAAGUUGUAAAGAAUCCAUUAACGGCCAGUUCCUUCUCCCUGGUGAAGCUGGUCCUCAGGCGCCAACUCAAGGACCAAUGCUGCCCCGGGCGGCGCAAAUUUGAAGAAGCAAAACCCUCCAAGGGAUUCAAGCCCAAGGACAGCCCUGCGCAUGGCAUCAGAAACUCCAGCAGGACCAGAAGCAAGCGGCCUGCCGGGCAGUGGCCUGGCUCACCUAGGCGCAAGAAGCCUGCAGGAGGCGAGAGUAAAGAAAGUUCAAAGGAGAAAAAAGCAACUGUCAGCCAAGAUCUUGAGGACAGAUAUGCCGACCAUGUGGCCGCCACCCAAGCGCUGCCCUGGGACAGUGGGGCCUCAGCCUGGAAGGGCCAGGCCAGGCUUCCUGAAGCCAGAAAGAGAUCACAGUGGCCAGAGGAUACGCUUACCAUCCACGGCCUCCCUACCGAGGGCUACAAGGCGCUGUACCACGCCGUGGUCGAGCCAAUGCUGUGGAAUCCCUCUGGGACCCCGAGGAGGUACAGCUUGGAGCUGGGCAAGGCCAUUAAGCAGAAGCUCUGGGAUGCCCUGUGCAGCCAGGCCACCACCCCCGAAGGUGCCCAGAAGGACCUGCCGCUGGGCAGGAAGCAGCCACUCAGUGAGGAGUCUGGGCCAAAGAAAUGGCCCGAUUUAAAGAGCGGGAAAUAG